AUGACAGGAGGAAAUGUUGACAGCGAGAACUGUCAUCGACGGGUGAAGGAAGAGGAAAAGGCUGGCAGACUUUUGCUUCAGCUGGCAGACGACGAAGGCGCGCAGUUCGCCCAGGCCAGCGCGGCCAUCAAGAAGCACAUGUACGUGGACGACUUCAUCGGCGGCGCGCAAAUCGUAGACGACGCGAUCCUGCUGCGCUCCGAUCUCUGCAAGCUGCUGCUGAAGGGAGGAUUCCAGCUGCGUAUGUGGUGCUCCAACCCGCUCGCCGUCCUGGCGGACAUUCCCCGCAAGCUCCUUGGAACGCAGUCGUCGUUACAGUUCGACCCCGAAGAGACGAUCAAAACCCUUGGCAUCAGCUGGGAGCCCGAAGCUGACGUGUUCCGGUUCGUUGUCUCGGUCGUCUGGGACCUGUCCCCCACCAAGCGCAACAUCCUCUCCGUAAUCGCCCAGCUGUACGACCCCCUCGGUCUGAUCGCUCCCGUCGUCGUACUCGCCAAGAUCGUCCUGCAGGAGUUGUGGUACUUGGCACUGGAGUGGGACGCGUUGGUCCCCCCGGAGUUGCGCACAAGAUGGUUCGACUUUUGCGAAGGGCUUUCGCACCUGACCAACUUCCGCAUCGACCGCUACGCCUUCGCCCGCAAAUGCUGCUACGCCGAGCUCCAUUUCUUCUCGGAUGCGUCCGAGGUGGCCUACGGAGCAGUCGCCUACGUGCGCUCGGAGUCGCCGGACGGCAAGAUCAAGGUGAGCUUGCUGACAUCGAAGUCGAAGGUGGCCCCCCUCAAGAAGCGAAGCAUACCCCGCCUGGAACUUUGCGCAUUCUUUCUCGCCGCGCAAAUGUACGUGAGAGUCGUCGAAGCCCUGGACGUGAAGUUUCAAGACGUGUACUUCUGGACCGACUCGGAGGUGGUUCUGCAGUGGCUGAAGUCGGCGCCCCGAAGGUGGAAACCCUUCGUCGCGAAUCGCAUCUCGGAGAUCCAGAUCAUCACCCACGGCGCAAAGUGCCUGCACGUCGCCGGCUUGGAGAACCCUGCGGAUCUGGUGUCCCGCGGAAUGCCGACGGAGAAGCUCGUCAACAGCCCCAAGUGGAAGUUCGGAGCGUCCUGGUUGGGCAAGCACAAACCGCUGUGGCCCCCGCAGCGCGACCUCAAAGGUGCGCUCCCCAUCGAAGAGCAGAAGGAGAAACCCAUUCUGGUUGUACAAACCGCCCCGCCCAACCAUGUCUUCACCAUCUUCUUCUCGUACCGACGCCUGCUGAACGCAGUAGGCCUCGCUUUGCGUUUUGCACAGAACGUCCGCAAGCCUUGCAAGCGGAACACGGACCGAGUUCUGUCGGUCGUCGAGCUGGAAGCCGCUAAGGUCGCUCUCGUCAAGAUCGUCCAAGCCGAGACGUUCCGGAGGACCUCAAGCUGUUGCGGAAAGGCCGACCUGUCGCACCAAAGUCCCCUCUGCGCCUGCUCAACCCAUUCUUGGAUCAAGCUGGUGUGA
Messenger RNA from Culex pipiens pallens (northern house mosquito), 1485 nucleotides. RefSeq lists its product as uncharacterized. The transcript has 2 exons. Lineage: Eukaryota; Metazoa; Arthropoda; Insecta; Diptera; Culicidae. The coding region runs from base 1 to 1485 and encodes 494 amino acids. The record is from RefSeq and is a predicted model, not a curated record.